Messenger RNA from Amaranthus tricolor (Joseph's coat), 1986 nucleotides. RefSeq names its product cysteine synthase 2. The record is from RefSeq and is a predicted model, not a curated record. The coding region runs from base 144 to 1472 and encodes 442 amino acids. The transcript is spliced from 6 exons. Gene Ontology annotation, cellular component: cytoplasm. Gene Ontology annotation, molecular function: cysteine synthase activity. Lineage: Eukaryota; Viridiplantae; Streptophyta; Magnoliopsida; Caryophyllales; Amaranthaceae.
UUUUUACAUGGCCUAAACCCAAAUUUUGGAUGUCUAGUUAGCGGCGUAACAUUUUUAGGCGGUCUAAACUCUAAAGUCUAAACAAGGCGUGCAAUGAAAAAUGGUCAGUGAUUGUAGAGGAAGUUCAACCCACCAAGCCAUCCAUGGCGCCUAUGAACUGCAACAAUGGAGCCACCGCUACGGUGGGUUGUGUAACCGUUCUUUCUAUCUCUUUUGCUGCUCUUUCUUACUUUCUUUUCAAUCAACAACGAACUUCCGAACGCCGCAAAUCUAAAAAAAAUAAACCCAUUUGCAGUCAAAGACAUGGAAAUGGAGUUGUUGCUGCCAUUGGAAAUACACCUUUAAUUAGAAUUAAUAGCCUGUCUGAAGCCACUGGUUGUGAGAUUCUAGGUAAAGCCGAGUUUUUGAAUCCAGGAGGAAGUGUAAAGGAUAGGAUUGCUGUCAAAAUCAUACAAGAGGCGUUUUCUUCUGGGCAACUAGCUCCAGGUGGAGUUGUUACUGAAGGUAGUGCAGGAAGUACUGCUAUAAGUCUUGCUACCGUUGCUCCCGCUUAUGGAUGCAAAUGUCAUGUUGUGAUUCCAGAUGAUGUUGCUAUUGAGAAGUCUCAGAUUCUUGAAGCUCUUGGUGCUACUGUUGAGCGGGUGAGGCCAGUAUCAAUUACUCACAGAGACCAUUUUGUUAACGUUGCUAGAAGACGAGCAUCCGAAGCUAAUGAACGAGCAGCAAAACUUAAAACUAAUAUUCAAACAUGUGAAACAUCUACCAUACACCAACAACAAUGUAAUGGUGAAAUAUUUGGGGACCAGAAGAAAAAUCACAUAUUUUCAAGCGACUGUACUGGAGGUUUCUUUGCAGACCAAUUUGAAAAUUUGGCCAACUUUCGGGCCCACUAUGAAGGUACAGGACCCGAAAUCUGGGAGCAAGCUGAAGGAAAGCUUCAUGCUUUUGUAGCUGCUGCUGGAACAGGGGGCACAAUAGCUGGUGUUACUCAGUUUCUCAAGGAGAAAAAUUCAGAUAUCAAGUGCUUCCUCAUCGACCCUCCAGGUUCUGGCUUGUUCAAUAGAGUAACGAGAGGAGUUAUGUACACUAAGGAGGAGGCUGAAGGCAAGAGACUGAGAAACCCCUUUGACACUAUAACUGAGGGCAUUGGAAUCAACAGGUUGACGCAGAAUUUCAUGAUGGCGAAGCUGGAUGGCGCUUUUCGUGGCACAGACAAGGAAGCUGUUGAGAUGUCUAGGUACCUUUUGAAAAACGAUGGCCUUUUCUUAGGUAGCUCUUCAGCCAUGAACUGUGUUGGAGCUGUUAAGGCAGCACAGGCCCUGGGUCCUGGCCAUACCAUUGUUACAAUUCUAUGUGACAGCGGGAUGAGGCAUCUGAGUCGGUUUUACAAGACUGAGUACCUCUCUGAGCUGGGUUUGACUCCGUCUGCUACUGGUUUAGAAUUUCUCGGCCUUCCGUUGGAGGAGAGAUAGUCAUCAUUUAUCAACCACUUCCACCGGAGGAACCGAGGAAGUAUUGAAGUAACAUAAUUUUAGGCCCCAAAGGCCUUGAUUUUUUUGUACUCGUAGGGGAAGACAAGAUUGAACAAACUUUCUAUGUUGUUGAUUACGAAUGUUGAUUCAUGAAAGCCAACUUGUGUUUCAUUUGCAAAAUUUAGCCAAUUUUUCCGAGUGUAUUAUCUACUAAUUGAUAUCUAUUUUCUACCCAUGAUAAUCAAGAUGUACAUUUUAAUCGUGCUGGAAUUACUAAAAUUACGCAGGGAACUCAUAUGUUAUAAUUUGUAUUAGUUAGACAAUUAUACUUAUACAUAGUGCGGUUUUACGAUAAGACCGUCUCAUAUAAACUCUGGAACUGAGUAACUGAGGUUUGAUUGGGUCGGCUAAGGACCGAACCAUUUGAUUAUUAGGCGGACAUGAAUAUAUAGAUUAACACAAAAACUUGUAUGCAACCGCCUCACGCGUGCACCAAAUUUUUUUUAUAUUUGUC